Caenorhabditis briggsae is the source of this 1101-nucleotide messenger RNA. RefSeq names its product Protein CBR-RAD-8 (gene Cbr-rad-8). Gene Ontology annotation, molecular function: oxidoreductase activity. The transcript has 5 exons. NCBI's taxonomy places the organism in Eukaryota, Metazoa, Nematoda, Chromadorea, Rhabditida, Rhabditidae. The record is from RefSeq and is a predicted model, not a curated record. The coding region runs from base 1 to 1101 and encodes 366 amino acids. Gene Ontology annotation, cellular component: mitochondrion.
AUGAUCGAAAAAAUUAUUUUCCGACGAUGCUUGUCCACGAAACCAUCAACCAUGCGAGCCUGGGUAUCUGAAAACGGCGCUGGAGUCGAGCUAAAAGAAGUGGCAGUUCCAGUGAUCAAGAAACCAAGACAAGUUCUUUUGAAAGUUAAAGCAGCUUCGGUCAACCCAAUCGACGUCGAUAUGUCACAGGGGUACGGUAGAGAGUUCCUGGGAACAUGGAAGAAGGCGGAGGCUUGUGAUUUUGCUGCAAGUAGAUUUCCCCUAAUCCCUGGACGCGAUUGUACAGCAGUCGUAGAAGCUGUCGGAGGCGAAGUGCACAAUUUAGCACCUGGUGACAAGGUGAUGGCUGUGGUUCCAGUAAUUCAACCAGGAACACACGCGGAAUUCGUUGUCACUGAUUCCAAGCUUUGCUCAAAGAAGCCCGACAACCUGAGUUACGAAGAAGCAGCUGCUCUACCUUACGUAGCUUCCACAGCGUUUUCAGCGUUUUCUGUGGCCAGAGUCAAUCAUAAAAAUGCUAAAACACAAAGAGUACUGAUUCAUGGAGGGUCUGGGGGCGUUGGAAGUAUGGCAAUUCAGCUAUUGAAAGCCUGGGGAUGCGAGAAGAUUGUGACAACGUGUGGAAAAGAAAACUUUGAUAUGGUCUCAAAACUCGGAGCUAUUCCAAUCGAUUAUGCAGCAGAGAACGCGACAGAACAGCUAAUCGAACACGCCCCAUUUGAAGUUAUCCUUGAUACAGUCGACUCCCCAUUAGCCAAAUGGAGUGAUAAUGUUAUGGGAGUGUGGAGGAACUGUGUGCACGUCUCCAUUGUGUCUCCUCUAAUGCGAGAAAUGGAUAAAAACGGAGUUCCAUUGGGUCUCGCCACAACUGCGUUGAAGCAUUUUGAAAGAGCUUUUCAGAGUCAUCUUCGAGGUCGUUGGUUCUCUUAUGCCUUUUUCAUGCCAAAUUCCGAUCUUAUGCAACAACUUUCUCGGUUCGCAGAAGACGGAAAGAUCGUUCCCAUCGUCGAACAAGUGAUGCGAUUCGAAGAGCUUGAAAAGGCAUACGAGAAGGUUUCUCGACUUGAAGGACGGGGAAAGACAGUUAUUAAAUUCGAUUAG